AUCACACACACAUGCAGACGCUAGCUCAGAACUGAGGGAGAAGGCCCAAUGAUCCUGCUUCCGGGAGUAACGACUUUUGCAAAGACAGGAAAGAGAAAGUAGAUCUUUGGGGGGGGGGGGCAGCAGGCGGUUUGGACGUCUCACGAGCCUGGCAGAGAAUUGCGCUCCGCCCUUUGAUUCUGUGCCCUCUGACAUGCCCUCUUUCCCCAAUGAUGGAGAGGAUCAAGGAACACCCUCCGUGAAUGUGCCAUCUGCGUUGCCCUAUCAGAAUGGCGGGAGGAGAAAGGUCCGCACUAAGAAGAAAAAGGGAACCAUUACAGCUAACGUGGCAGGAACCAAAUAUGAGAUAGUGCGUCUGGCGAUCAGCGAAAUGGCCUUUUUGAAAACCAGAGACGAGGACGAGACGGCGAACCUGAUCUGGAACGACUCCGCCGUGCAGCACGAGAAAAUCGCCGAGCUCAGGAAUUACCAGAGAAUUAACCAUUUCCCCGGAAUGGGCGAAAUCUGCCGGAAAGACUGCCUGGCGAGGAAUAUGGCAAAAAUGAUUAAAACCCAGCCUCAGGAGUACAGCUUUAUUCCCAAAACUUGGAUUUUUCCGGCCGAGUACACCCAGUUCCAGAACUACGUGAAGGAGCUGCGGAGGAAACGAAAGCAAAAGACGUUCAUCGUGAAACCGGCCAACGGGGCGAUGGGUCACGGGAUCUCUUUGAUCCGGAACUGCGAGAAGCUUCCGACCCAAGAUCACUUCAUCGUGCAGGAGUACCUGGACAAGCCGUUCCUACUCGAAGGCUACAAGUUCGACCUGAGGAUCUACAUCCUGGUGACGUCGUGCGACCCCCUGCGGAUCUUCCUCUACAACGACGGCCUCGUGCGCAUGGGAACGGAGAAGUACCACGCUCCCAACGAAUCCAACCUGAGUCAACUGUAUAUGCAUUUGACAAACUACUCCGUUAACAAACACAACGAGAACUUCGAAAGGGACGACACCGUCGACAAAGGCAGUAAGAGGUCCAUCGGCUGGUUCACCGAGUUUCUUCGCACCAACGAUUAUGACGUGGCCAAAUUCUGGGGCGAUGUCUCUGAGCUGGUGGUGAAGACCCUGAUCGUGGCCGAGCCGCACGUCCUGCAUGCCUAUCGCAUGUGCCGCCCAGGCCAGCCACCAGGGAGCGACAGCGUCUGCUUCGAAGUGCUGGGCUUUGACAUCAUUCUGGACCGUAAGCUCAAACCCUGGCUCUUAGAGAUCAAUCGAGCUCCGAGUUUUGGGACAGAUCAGAAAAUUGAUUAUGAUGUGAAGAAGGGCGUCCUACUCAACACUCUCAAGCUCCUCAACAUCAGAGCGAGCGACAAAAGGCGAAACCUGGCCCAGCAGAAGGCGGAGGCCCAACGUCGACUCUACGGCCAAGGUUCGAUGAAGAAACUCUCGGCCGGCUCCACCGAGUGGGAAAAACAGCGCCACACACUGGAGCGGAGGAAAGAGGAACUGAAAGAGAGACUGGCCCAGGUUCGCAAGCAGAUCUCUCGGGAGGAGCAUGAAAAGAGACAUCUGGGGAACUACAGACGUAUUUACCCCCCAGAUGACAAGCUGCUCUUGGAGAAGUAUGAAAGCCUCCUCUCGGCUGCCUUUCAGACGUUCCUCGCCGGGCGCGCGGCCUCACUUCAAAAGGAAAUGAAUAAUCCUCUGAAACGAAUGAAGGAAGAAGAUAUCUUAGACCUGCUGGAACAGUGCGAGCUGGAUGAUGAGAAGCUGACGGGCAAAUCCUCCAGGCCGAGAGGUCCUAAGACCCUGUCCUCCAUGCCUGAGAGCACCCAGACACACAGGAAACACAGGGACUACGACAGCAGCUCUGGCAGUUGCCACGACAGCAGCUCCUCAGACUCGGAGGGUGACGAGGACAAAAACGACCUCCAGGAGAAGAAGUCGUCCUACGAGCUGAGCGACAGCAAGCUGAAGUCGACGGAGCGCUCCGGUCGGGUACACUGGAAACCUCCACCCAAACCGGUGAGAGCGGGUCCCGCUGCUUCCCCCACCCUCUCUGGACCCAUUCGCCGCUCCAUCUCCUGCCCUCGCUCCAUCUCUUCGCUGACCGCACAGUCACCCACGGCAAAGCCUCCUACCCCGGCAACCGUCGCCCCAGCGACGGCCCCGGCAACCGCUCUGGCACGUCCGCACACCGCCUCCCGCUCCCAUUCGUUGAGUCGCAACAGCUCCGCCCACAGGGUCCCUCACAGCAGCAGCCUGGGUACCAUCCACUCCAACAUGGGAGAGUCCCACCUGACCCUCCGCACUAAAGAACAGGAGACGGAGCUGACACGUCACACCCUGGCCGCCCUGGGCGAGAUGAGGAUCCGUUUCCCGGGGAAGAGCGAGGAGGAGGCUGAGGCCCUGCUGGAUGAAAUUCUCAACAACUGGAAGUACCAUAAACCUAAAGUGGCCUCUUAUUGGUUGGUCAAAUUAGACGCUACCAAACAAAGGAAGGUUUUGGACAUUGUUCGCACCAACGUGCGCUCCGUGCUGCAGAGGAUCUGGAAGGAGCCUGAAGUGGAGAGCUUACGUCUGUACCGCCUUUUCAGCCGUGUCUUUAACAGACUCCUGUGGAGUCACGGCCAGGGACUGUGGAACUGUUUCUCCAGCUGCGGGUCUUCAUGGGAAAGCGUCUUCAGUAAAACCAGUGAAGUGCUGACGCCUCUGGAACUCCAGUGCUGCCAGAGACUAGUUCAGCUUUGCAGAGACUGUCUGCUCGUCGUCUACAAGUUCGUGUCUGACUCCAGGGGCUCCAUGACUGGUCUCAGCCCCGAAUGGGACGACACCAGGUAUCUUCUGCCAGUAACCACCCAGUUCAUCAUCAAGUGGCCUUCCUCCAGCUUCGGGCGCGUGGCCUCCGCCAGCCCGCGCUCUCGCAGCCUCUUCACCGCCCGCAUGGGCCACUUCUGAGCCGACCGGACCAACUGCCACAAAGGGGCCGCGGACCUGUUCCGGACCCCCGGGAGUUACACCGACUCCUGCAGCAUAUGGGAGGGAUUUGCUAGCCCUCUUGGAGUUGUA
Chanos chanos (milkfish) is the source of this 3043-nucleotide messenger RNA. RefSeq names its product tubulin tyrosine ligase-like family, member 7 (gene ttll7). Gene Ontology annotation, biological process: protein polyglutamylation; microtubule cytoskeleton organization. The coding region runs from base 194 to 2932 and encodes 912 amino acids. Gene Ontology annotation, cellular component: ciliary basal body. Gene Ontology annotation, molecular function: tubulin-glutamic acid ligase activity; tubulin binding. The record is from RefSeq and is a predicted model, not a curated record. Lineage: Eukaryota; Metazoa; Chordata; Actinopteri; Gonorynchiformes; Chanidae. The transcript is spliced from 20 exons.